GAACAGAACAUGUUUGGGCCAUUGUGGAGAAUGGGGUCCAUAGUGAAUGUGGCUGACAACAGCUUGAUUGAACAAGUUUUGCGUCAGGAAGGGAAGUAUCCCUUGCGCGUGGUUGAGAACCCCUGGAAAGAACAACGAAAAGUACGGGGACUGGCAAAUGGUCUCAUUACUGCGGACGGUGAGGACUGGUACAGACUGCGGGCCUUGCUCAACAAAAGGAUGCUGAAGCCACAGGACGCUGCACUAUAUCAGGGUGUUAUCAACGAGGUAGCAACUGAUUUCAUCAACCGAAUCCAGAGUCUGCGCUCGGCAAGUGGAUCUGGGGUCAUGGUGCACAACAUUACUAAGGAACUGCAGAAGUACACCUUUGAAGUAAUUGCUGCUAUCCUGCUUGAGAUCCGCCUGGGCUGUCUGCAGGAGAAGGUUCCAGAAGAAACGCAGAAAUUCAUCAAUUCUGUCAGGACUAUGUUCCGUGCGCUGGGCUACAGCGAACUGUUCCCAAAGUGGACGAGGAACUGGCUGCCAUUUUGGAAGCAGUACCUUCAGGCCUGGGACAACAUGUUUGACUUUGCUAUAAAGGCUGUGGACAAGAAGAUGGUGCAGAUUCAAAAACUGAUGGAUGCUGGGCAUUCAGUGGAGGGGCAGUAUCUGACCCACCUGCUGGCCAAUGAGAAGAUGAGCCAGUCUGAGAUGUACAGCAGCAUCACUGAGCUCCUUUUGGCUGGAGUGGACACGACGGCAAACACCUUGUCCUGGGCCCUGUACUCUCUGGCCAAAAGUCCUGAAAUUCAAGAAUCCGUCUUCAGGGAGAUAUGGAGCAGCUGUCCAGGAGAGAAGAUCCCAACAGCUCAGGAUCUCAGCAAAAUGUCCCUGCUGAGGGCUGUCAUCAAAGAGACACUGAGGUGA
Molecule: messenger RNA, 906 nt
Organism: Rhincodon typus (whale shark)
Lineage: Eukaryota; Metazoa; Chordata; Chondrichthyes; Orectolobiformes; Rhincodontidae
Product: sterol 26-hydroxylase, mitochondrial-like
Exons: 5
Coding region: 10-906 (298 amino acids)
Biological process (GO): cortisol metabolic process; glucocorticoid biosynthetic process; cholesterol metabolic process
Cellular component (GO): mitochondrial inner membrane
Molecular function (GO): iron ion binding; monooxygenase activity; oxidoreductase activity, acting on paired donors, with incorporation or reduction of molecular oxygen
Source: RefSeq, a predicted model, not a curated record